CGUCUAGCAAUCGUUGAGGUCACAAAUGUUGCUUUACGUCGCCAUGAAGGGAGACAUUAUUUACUGUCAUUAAACAUAAUAAUAUUUCAGAUAAUGUACUAAAAUCAAAAAAAAAUUUGGAAAGUAGAAGUUAGUACUUAUCACACAACUUCUUUCAUUAAUCUAGAGCGAGCAUACUUAACCUGCAGCCCGGCGGACUCUUAUGGUUGGCCCAUCUGGUGUUAUUUUAUUUUUAUGGUAGGACUCAGUCUUUCAGUAAUGGUGCCAAAUCAGAAAACAGAGCACAUUUUUAUGAAAUUUUCUUAAAUAGCAAAUCCUGCUCUCGUUCUACGGACAAUGUGGAUAAUUUACGCUCCGACCGUUCUCGUUUUAUGGGGUAUGAACAAACUAUUCGUCAAUCCACAACUCAUCCGUCAUCAUGCUAGCGACCAGACGGCAGCGAUCAUACUCGACUAAAUUAUUCGAUGUAAUCAAAAGCGAUUUUUUUAUAUUUUUAUUAGAGAGACUUAACAAAUAUAAUUUCAUUCGCCUGGAAGCUGGAAGACGGCUUCUGUGAAUUCAGAAGCGAGUUCAGAUGAUGUUUUCAGCAAACGGAUGCAGGGGACAGACGAGUAGGCAUCGAGUGUGGUUAUGUUUUUCGUCGCUCCAUGUUCACUCUCGUUAUUUUUUAUUCGUCAAUGUCCUUUUAUCAGGUCUUCGGCUUUUCUGUGUAGAAAACCCGCAAAGCCCGCAAAAAAAGAGUGUUCCCCGCUUCGAUAAACUGAAUUCAGAGGAAGCAAGGAGCAAGAGGAAGCAGAGGAAGAAAUAGAGAAAGAAAGAAAGAGAGAAAGAAAGAGAGAGAGAGAAAUAAAGAGAGAGAGAGAAAUAAAAAAGAGAGAGAGAGAGAGAGAGAGCGAGAGAGAGAGAGAAAAAAAAAGAGACAGAGAGAGAGAGAGAGAGAAAGAGAGAGAGAGACGGGUCGUAGGGUGAGAUUGCAACUAAAUGCCCGAAUGACUGUUGAGUCAUGUUGACGGAUAAAUUGUCGGGAGAAGUCAAAACUCAUUUCCAAUUGUGUACGAAGGUGAAUUUCUUCAUAGUCCGCUAACUAUCCUCAGUUGAAUAGUACUUUUCUAAGCCCUGGACACGAUAAAUUACGAAAUACAACACAGGUCGCAUUAAUAUUAGAGGAAUUUAUAAAAACGAAAAUGCAAGCUAAAGGGCAGAUUUAAAUUAUGAUUGGAUCAAUAUGAUGACAGUAAACUCAGUAAAAGAGAAAUGCAACAUAUACUUCAUAAUUCUAUUAUCUUCAUUCAAAACUGAUGAUAUUUAAAACCGGACGAACCACGAUCAUAAUUUCUCUUUGAAGAAAUUCGUUGAAAAACAAAAAAAAAUGAAUAAUUUCAACGCACUAAGGUAGGGAAAGUGGGGGUAAGAUUGGCAGGUACCAUCUUGAUUAUGAAUACAUUAUGAAUUUCAAAUUUUAGUGGUUUCAAAUUAAAAAUUCAAUUCGCUGAUGGUUAUAUUUCGGUUUGGGAGUUAAAAGAGAAGCGAUAUUAGAUAUGUACCGAAAAAUAAAUUCAUUUUUGAGUGAAAAUUUUUAAUUAUUGAAAUAAUUGUACUGGUGGGGUGAAACGGCCAGUUGCUGGUGAAAGCGAGAUGGACUGUGAAAAGUCUGUUUAUUCUAUUCUUAAGGAAUGCCCUGCAUCGACUGGAAUCUGAAUGCAAGGGAUGUAAGUGACUUGAUCGAUUUCUCUUCAUCGACUUUUUCUUUAGUCAAUAAUUCAACUACAAAAACGUUCCAAUUUGAGUUUGCUAUAGAAUCCGAUAGAUGAGAUUUUGGCCUAUCUUCCACAUUGUUAAAUACAGCUGGGAAUGAGUUUGCAGCUAAGUUAUGACCAAAAGAGAGAGUCGAUGUAGAGAAAUCGAUCAAAUCACUUACACCCCUUUCAUCUAAGCCCCUCAAAUGAAGUCCGAAGUAUUAUGCAUAAUGUAUAUUAUAGUGCAAAUCCACAUUCCGCAGCAAGUUCCGAAUGAAAUAUCGGGAUAACUAUUUGUAUUGGCACCCAAAACCAUACGUUUCGUUUCGAGAUUACAGUAGAUCUCGACGUUUCAAGCGAUUUGAAGACAUUUGGCGUUUUUCGAAAACCCCGAUUUCUUUUGCUCCCCCCUUGGGUGAAUUUUCGAUUUUCAAAAAACUCAAACUUUGACCGCUUUGCGCCACUCUCCUUUAAGUCCGAUUGAGCUGAUAUUUUGCAUAGGGUGUUUUUUCGAGGUGGUAAACUUUUUUAUGGGGUAAUUUUUUGAAAUUCGGGAUUACCAUUUUCAUUGACACCUUAAUGUCUGUAUUUUACCUCGAAAAAAAAGUUCAACUUUUUAGUCUGUUGCAAUAUCAGUAAAUCAAUGUUUUUACUGAAAUUGUAGCAGACAAAAAAUUGUUUUUUCAAUAUGGGUAAUAUAGACAUUUUUAUGUCCGAUCCAUCGGACAAACCAACAUCAUCUAGCCUAUACAAUUUUAUUUUAUUUUUGUAUUUCAAAUAUGACCUAUUUCAAGAAAAAAUAAAGUAUUUCAACGUUAAAGAUAAAAUUAGUGCAAUAAGUGCAGUUUGAAAUGGAAGACUCACCAGAAAUUGUAUCAAAUGAUAUUACAGCGAAGUUAGAAAAGAUAGAAGUUGGGUGUCAAGGACACAAAGCCUGCAAAUCGCUAAUGGAUGACCCUUUAUAUUACUACCAUGGUUGUAGAAUUGAAGAAAUAAUUCCUAGUACUUCUGAUAGCGAGCCUUCUUGGCAACGCUAAAAAAUACUCAAGUCAGUAAAUUUGCUUAUGAAAACUUAUCGGACUUGGAAACAAUCUUAACGCUUGUGUUUAGCUAAAUCUCUAUUGAAAUAAUGGGAUUGUUCAUAGUUCUAGAAUUAUUCGAUCGGCUAAAAGUAACUCGCCGGAAUGUGUUCGGGAUGCUUUAUGCCCUUUCACGUUUGGUUCGGAAUUGGUUUAGAUAUUGCUCCUUUUCGUUGUUGCUGAUCCAUUGUGUCAACCUUCUGCUCCGCGUGGAUCGAUUUUAAUUAAUUGCGUGCACUCUCUUCGAGGUAAUCAGUAGUGUUGGUGUGGGAUAUUUUACUCGACUAGAGGUUGUCUUUUUCGUGUCUGGAUUGUAGCUGCAUGAAAUGUCCCAUCUUCUCGUUACGUAGUUCACAACUCACAUCAAGCUAUGGUGUUCCGUUUCGCAUGUUACACAGUUAUCAUGUUUCGUCAAAGUUGUGUUGAGAUCUGUCUUUGGUGCCAACAUGAAAAGAUAUGUAAUUUAGUUUAUUUGAUAUUUUAACUGAGCUGAUUUUAUUUUUUGCUAUGAAUAUUAACGUUUGGAUUGUUUACUUUACUCACCCAAUUUAUGACUAACUGCAUAUUUAUUCCCUGAUCCUAGCAUCCAAAAUCAAGCAUGAAACUGAAUGAAAAUCUGAAAAUCGUUGGAAGCAACGUUAUUCUGGUGCCAUACGAAAGGAAACAUGUGGAAAAAUAUCAUCAGUGGAUGAAAAGUGAGGAACUACAGGAGUUAACUGCCUCAGAGCCGCUCACACUAGAAGAGGAAUAUCAAAUGCAGCAAUCCUGGCGAGAAGAUAACGACAAAUGCACAUUUUUAAUCCUCGAUAAAGCUGAUUUCGAGCAACAUGGAGACGAGAUUCGAGCCCUUGUUGGAGAUACCAAUAUAUUUCUGCAAUCAGAAACUGAUGACGACGAUGAUAACAUCAGAACGGGUGAAAUUGAAAUCAUGAUCGCGGAGCAGCUUGCACGAGGCAAACGUUACGGCCGAGAAUCAACCCUUCUGAUGCUUUUGUUCGGCAUUAAACAACUGCACAUAACUCGGUACAAGGCGAUAACCAAGGAGAACAAUACGAAAGCCAUAAAAAUGUUCGAAAGUUUUGGUUUCCGGGAGACGAAACGAGUCGCCGUCUUCAAAGAGGUCACCUUCGAAAAACUGGUCGAUGAAGAGUGGCUCGCCUGGAUCGAACGGGAAGUUUCUCUAAAGCUUGAAUCAUAUCACAAACGCUAAUUGCUGUUACCGAUUCGGCGUUUAUUAUUAUUAUUAUUUCAAAUCGUUUCUAGUCUUUAGAAUGUCUCACACUAAUUCCCUUCGCAGCGUGCUUUUCCCCCGGGGGGCCUCGACCGUUGGUAUUCUAACCGAAACCGAAAGCCAUUUUACCUGAUUCACCUGCGCUUCAAUUUCUAACCGCUUACAAUCUACGGAACAAUCCCUAGCACAAUUGUUCCUAUCGUUCACAUUAGCUAUAUUUGGCAGAUUAUAAUGUUACCCUUUUCACGUUGUAUUCUUGUUUUUAAAUUAAUAUUUCUCGUAUUUUCCGUCUAUUCGUCUAAUAUACACGAAAAUAAAAUAAACUAAAAAUAGACUAUUACAUUCUCUUUAGUUCACACUCACACACUCUUUAUAUUAAAUAUUCCGUCGGGGUUGGGAAGAGCGAUCG
This is a messenger RNA of Toxorhynchites rutilus septentrionalis, 4455 nucleotides long. RefSeq names its product alpha/beta-tubulin-N-acetyltransferase 9. The coding region runs from base 3414 to 4025 and encodes 203 amino acids. The record is from RefSeq and is a predicted model, not a curated record. NCBI's taxonomy places the organism in Eukaryota, Metazoa, Arthropoda, Insecta, Diptera, Culicidae. The transcript is spliced from 2 exons. Gene Ontology annotation, biological process: protein acetylation. Gene Ontology annotation, molecular function: N-acetyltransferase activity.